AUGUUUAAUUCACCAAAUGAUUGUUUUAUUUCUUCACCAUUAUCACCAUCCAAUUUAAUAUUCAAUCGACAACAUCAUAAUACUCGUUAUCAUCCAUAUAAUCGUAUUUCAACAUCAUAUUAUCCAACAAAUGAACUUGAAACAUAUUCAUACGAUAAUAAUAAUAAUUCAACAACACAAAAUUAUGAUAAUUCCAUAAUGUCUUAUGAUUAUAAUCAUAGUUGGACAACACCUUGUUCUUCUAUUGAUAAUGAAAUAAAUAAUAAAGAACAAACAAUAAUUAAAUCAAAUCUAGGAAGAACAGGUACUUCUCAUUGCUUUAAACGACGUGUAUCAGCUAAUAAAAAAGAACGUCGUCGUACACAAUCAAUAAAUACAGCUUUUUCUGAUUUACGCACGGCUAUACCAAAUGUUCAAUCAGAUACAAAAUUAUCUAAAAUAAAAACUCUUAAAUUAGCUACAAAAUAUAUUGAAUUUUUAAUGGAUACUUUAGCUAAAGAUGAUCCAAUAACAAUGCCAAGUGCAUUUAAAGCUGAAAUUACAAAAACAAGAAAAGAUCAUAGAGAUUUAAUGAACUUUGAUAAUGGUUUAUCCCCACGUAAAAUGAGAGGAAGAACAGGAUGGCCACAAACAGUUUGGCAAUCAGAAUUAAAUCGUAAUGAAAAUUUUCAUCAACAUCAUCCUUCAACUAAUGAAACAACACUUUUAUCUCCAACACUUCCAUCUUCAAUCUCUUUAAAUAUAUCAUCUGAAAGUUUAUCAAAUUCUUCAACACUUUCACAUAGUAAUUCACCAUUACCAUCAUCAAGUACAAAAAUGAAUAAAUUACGUACAUAUGACAAAUCAUAUUUAAAAAAAUAA
This is a messenger RNA of Rotaria sordida, 861 nucleotides long. Lineage: Eukaryota; Metazoa; Rotifera; Eurotatoria; Philodinida; Philodinidae. The record is from the annotation of a GenBank genome assembly.